Messenger RNA from Menidia menidia (Atlantic silverside), 3676 nucleotides. The record is from the annotation of a GenBank genome assembly. NCBI's taxonomy places the organism in Eukaryota, Metazoa, Chordata, Actinopteri, Atheriniformes, Atherinopsidae.
UGUAAUCUCAGAAAUGUACAACACAGAUGCCUGUUUUGGUUUGUGCAAAGCAAAGCAUGCUGGACCACAGUUUAACGCCCAAAAUGGCGGCACGAUUGAAAAGUUUUGGCUGUUUUGUCCGAGUUUGUCUUCUCUGUAGACCAUUUCUUUAGUUGUUCUGAAUCCAAGGAAACAUCUCUUCUUACAUGUGUAUAAUUCCGCCAUUUUUUUCUAAUAGUUUGGGCCCAGAAUAAGAAUCAGGAUGGCAUUUUGCCUUAAACUCAAAACUGGGCAUCUCUUCACAAAUGCUAUGCUACGUUAAGGUAGCCUAGCAAGCUAUAUGUUGUCAGAUAAAUGCUUGGCUAAAAGCUUCGGUCGUAACAACUUGUGUCACCUGGAUCCCUAAACUGAAGAGAAUAUGAAGACCAAAAUCGUAACUUAGCAAUGGAGGAUGAUGUAAAAAAAGUAAAAAAGCCAGGCAUCGUGUCUCCAUUCAAGCGCGUCUUCCUGAAAGGAGAGAAAGGGAGGGACAAGAAGGCCCAGGAGAAGGCCACCGAGCGCAGGGCCCUGCACACCUUCUCUCUGUCUCAGCCUGACCACCGCAUCGACCCCGACAUCCUGCUCAACGACUACAUCGAGAAGGAGGUCAAAUACUUAGGACAGCUGACAUCAGUGCCAGGAUACUUGAAUCCAUCAAGUAGGACUGAGGUCCUUCAGCUCAUUGACAAUGCAAGAAAGUCGCAUCAGUUGGCGGGCCAGCUGACACCAGAGCAGGAUGCAGUGGUUAGCUUGUCGGCGUACAACAUCAAACUUGUAUGGCGAGACGGAGAAGACAUCAUCCUGCGAGUGCCCAUUCAUGACAUAGCUGCCGUCUCCUACAUCAGGGAUGACUCGCUGCACCUGGUGGUGCUAAAAACAGCCCAGGAGUCUGGAGGUUCUCCCUGUCCCAGUUCAUGUCCUGAUCUCAACAAGUCCCAGACCCUGAGCUCCUUGUCAGAAAGCGGGGCUGUACUUGUGGAAGUUUGCUGUCUGCUUGUGCUGGCGGUUGAUAAUAAGGCGGCCGCAGAGGAGCUGUGUCUUUUGCUCAGCCAGGUCUUUCAGAUUGUUUACACAGAAUCCACCAUCGACUUCUUAGACAGAGCCAUUUUCGAUGGAGCCACAACACCUACCAGACACCUUUCUCUGUACAGCGGUGAGGAGAAACCAAAAUCAGAGCCAUCCCGCACAAAUGCAACGGAUUAUUGGUUUGAUUUAAUGUUUACAUUUAUACAUUUUGUCCAAUUCAAAGAUGAUUCUUCAAGCAAAGUGGAUGUCAAAGAACCUUUUGAUGAAGAAGCCAGCUCCUUCCCCAUCCAGGUUACUAUGGAUGCAGACGGAAGCUCUCCAUCUGCAUCCACCCCGGCGUCCCCUCAGACCAAGACGGCCAGUGAAGGAGAGCUCAGCACGACUGCGGCCGAGCUGCUGCAGGACUACAUGACCACAUUGCGGACAAAGCUGUCGUCACAAGAGAUCCAGCAGUUCGCUGCUCUGCUCCACGAAUACCGCAACGGCGCCUCCAUUCACGAGUUCUGCAUCAACCUGCGGCAGCUCUACGGGGACAGCAGGAAGUUCCUCCUCCUCGGCCUGCGUCCCUUCAUACCAGAGAAGGACAGCCAGCACUUUGAGAACUUCCUGGAGACCAUUGGAGUGAAGGACGGCCGAGGGAUCAUCACGGACAGCUUCGGCCGCUGCAAACGCACCGCCAGCUCGGCGUCCGAUUCCACCACCAACGGCAACGGCGCCACCGGAGGGAGCAGUGAGAGCACAGCCUCGGACGAGGGCCAGGAAGCCUCGGAGGGGGACGAAUGGGACCGCAUGAUCACGGACAUCAGUAACGAUAUCGAAGCUCUGGGCUGCAGCAUGGACCAGGAGGCAGUGACCCCCUGACACCUGGGACAGGGGCUGGUGGCCUACCCGGAUGAGCAGCAGGCCACAGCUGCGCGGAUGAGAUGAAGGUGGUCCUAAGCACUGACCCUAAGAGUUAUUUCAUUGUAUAUUCCUCUAAUUGUUGAGAGGACAUUCCAUUGUCUCCACACUCAAGGAAAACCUCAACUUGUUACCAUUGAAUCAACAAAUGCACUUAUGGAAACCUUGUAGUUGACAUGCAGUUAAGUGUGCUUGUAUUGCAUUUCAGAUGGAUUGAUGGCCUCUGAUUUUUUUUUACAUUUUUUGACAACUUUCUUCUUUGGUUUUGUACUCAUUUAUUGGCAGCAUCUGCCACUGCUAUCAGUAAUGUAGCAAACCUCUCCAGUCAGUGCAACACAGACUCCGGAGAGUUAAUCAGAGGACUGUUCACAUGUUUGUUUUGUUUUUUCAGAAGGCAAAGACUGAGGUUUGUGCGUUUUGUGUAGCUAGAAAUCAACCGGCUUCAUUCACCAGAACUUUAUUUUUCAUCACGUGGUCUUGCUGUGACCGUGUAACAUUUUGCUACGUAUAAUGUUUUUAUCAGUAAGAUUUGUAUACUGCUUUGUUUUACAUUAUUAUUUAACCUGUUUAUCAGUGUUAUCUCAUUUAUAGAGUUUUUUUAUUCUAUUCUAUUUUUUUGGUUGUCGUUUUUUUUGCUUUGUUCAGAAUGAACGAGAAAAUGCUGUAAAAACAAAGACCCGUCGAUUUUAAAACAACUGACAAAACCAUUGAGUGGCUGGCUGAUGUAAAUUGAUGAUUUUCCAUCUUCAGAGUCGUCAUGCAGGUCAUUCUUUGUGGCGUGGCAUUUGCCACUGUGCCUUCACACCACAGUACUACUGCCAGCUGUCGGACACAGACGGGCAGGAAGGAGCCCUGGUUAUUAAAUCCAUUUUCACCCAUUGUAUGUUGCUGGUCACGAUCCAUAAAAACAUGACCUUUGCACGCGUCUGCUGUACGGUCUCUGGUAGCGAGCACUUUGAGGGGAGACUAACUUCUUUGCUGGGAUGCACCUAAACUACAAAACUUCACGAAAGCAAUCAUCCAUGAAACUGCCGGGACAGCUCGAGAUGAACACGUUCUGAGUCCUUAAAGGCCCCCCAGCAGGCUUUUACUCACAUUCCUCACAGAUCUCUUUGUGUAUGACCACCCCCUCUUUGGUGAAUAUACAUACAAAUGUAGAACCAACACAACCGUUGAUCCUGGUUUGUUAGGCCUGCAGGCAGAGCCUGAUGGGCUGACGGGCUCAGACAGACAGGGCUGCUCUGAACAGACGACUUGUGUAAGAAUGUUUUUCUUUUUUUUGUCAUCACAUCAUCUCAUCAUGUUGCCACCAAAGGAGAUUAAAUCAUUGUUUAUGAUGUGCCGUUGGUGUAAUUGAACUUUUUUUUCAGUGCUAAAAGGAAUUGAAAUUGGCCUCCUGUAAAGUCCUCUCUUUAAUCCAAUUUCAGACUUAACAAAGAAAGGACCCUUUUUAAAAAAAAAAAAGCCAUUUUGGGGGAAAAAAACGUAUUUUCUGAAAAGAUAAUUGAAGGCACUUCUGUUGUUUUAUAGAGCUUGCAAAUAAACAGCAACAGUUAGGAGCUCCUGUUGCCUAAAUCCCUGUGUUUAAGAAGGCUUUGUUCAGCCAACUCCCUGCUCAGUUCAUGGAAAGGAUGGUUUUUAAAUUGUAAGGAAAACUCCAUUAAAUUUAUCUUUGAGUGAAAACAACUUUUUUGUGGAAAUCGGAUUUCACAAAGAACCUCCUCAGACUAUU